Molecule: messenger RNA, 3648 nt
Organism: Kuraishia capsulata CBS 1993
Lineage: Eukaryota; Fungi; Ascomycota; Pichiomycetes; Pichiales; Pichiaceae
Exons: 1
Coding region: 1-3648 (1215 amino acids)
Source: RefSeq, a predicted model, not a curated record
AUGUCUUUCUUUUUCGGAAAGUCAUCCUCGCCUACCGCCACUGGAAAUUCGUACUUUCCAUCAGCUGAUUUGUCUAGCCAGUUCAAGUCUGGAAACCCCCCGUUCUCAGUCACCGAAUCCUCUUCAAGAUCAACGCAGAAGACACUAUCUAGCUCCGAUGCCCAUGCUGCCUCGUCCAUAAGCUUGCCAAGUGGACCAAGUGGUGAUCUUCGGUCUUUGAGAGCGGACACAGUCAGUGGGAAGAAGCCCGCUUUUUUUGUUCCUGGUGCAACUGAUGCCAACUCAGCCACAUUUAGUUCCGACUUCAGACCGAAUCUCAAGUCGUAUAAUGAGAAGUUGGUCGCAUAUCUUACGUCACAAGGUCUUAAUAUCAAUCCUCUAAAGCUGAGUGAGGAGAAAACCUCUGCAUCGUCGAGAUUUCUGGGGUUCCACAAAGCUUCGGACCAUUCGCUACAGGCGUUCAUCUCUGGUAAUGGUCCUAUAUUGUUCUUGCCACAUGCUCCUACAAAGAAGAAGACUGAAGCUGGCGCCUCAGAGGAUCCAGAUGAUGACGACGAGAUUAGCAGGGCACCCACUCCAUCGCUCCCGGGAGCAGACAUUUCAACGACAGCUGCUGAUCAACAAGAGGAAGUCGAUAGGGUCACCCAUACCUUUGCCGUAAUCUUGAAACUCAGCAAACCACAUUCUCUCCAGUAUACAGCCCAUGCAAGAUUUGAAACGGUUGUUUCAAAUCAAUGGCCUCAAGGUGUACCACACCCUGGCAAGAAUGGAAAGACCAAGAUGGUGAACAGAGAAGACUACAAGGUUGCCAAGGACUUACAUUGGGAUCUCGAUAUACGAAACUGCGAUUGUUUCAUUGCCUUUAAGAACCACAAAGAUGAUAAUGAGGAUGAGGAUUUGCAUUUUCAUUUUCAAGAAACUGACUCGGUAACGACUUCCAGCACAUCUGAUAGUGGGAGUAUCGUGGUUUCUAAAGAGCCCAUGCAGAAAAUAAGGUAUUUCGAAAUGCUUCAGCCUGAUGAUUUUGAAGAAUAUGAUCCAGAGUCUGAAGAGCGCAACCAGUCGUCUGGUACUGCCCCUGGAAGUGGACGAAUUUUCAACCCGGGCUACUACAUCUUCAUCAUGCCUGUGUUGUUCCCUAUAAACAUGCCUGAAUCCAUCCUGACUCCGCUUGCUCAAGUGCAACAUCAUUUCACGCUGCAAUUGGAGAGAUUGGCUUUACCGGCUUUACAACCACCGGCAGCAGUGUUCCUGUCUACGUCACCUCAUCGUCUGUCAAAUAACUUCGAUGAUUUAGAGCCGUCACUGUCACCAGUCACGUCUAACAUGUCUACCGGUGGAGGUGGAAGUAGUAUUUUUGCAUCGCUAUCACCAAAGACAAGCGGGUCGUUUUUGAAGUCCCUCGGAAAUCAUAAUACUGCACCCAAGCGCAAGCUUUCAAUGCGGUCCAAACAGCCCACGGGUAACAGUUCUUUGCUUAGCUACAACUACAGACUGCCAAUCAUACGAUUGCCUCCUUCAGACUCCGCAACUACUCUGAACAAAUCCAUUUAUGUUAACAAGGUAUGGAACGAUGCUAUGAACUACGAGAUUCUUUUCCCAAAAAAGUAUGUGCAACUGAGCCCAGCUUCUGGAGUGGCGGAUGACAUCAUGCGACCAUCAACAUUCAACCUGCAAGUGAAGAUAAUUCCAUUGAUCAAAACGUUGUCUGUCAAACGAGUUAAGGUGAACAUCCUUGAGAAGAUCACGUAUAUAUCUCAAGAUCAGAAGUAUGAGGUUGAUGUAGGAAAGACUGAUUCCAGCGGAAUCAAAGAGCGCACCAUCACUUUGUUCGAGGUUAAGACGAAAGAGAAGGGUCCAUCUACUGCUUUGAAAACAGAGAUUAUCAAGGGUUGUGUGAACGAUAAUUUGCUUACGUCCUGUUUCAAUAACGGUCAUUUGAACAGACAGCCCACAUCACAACAGCCUACUCACAGGAACAGAUCUCAUUCUAACAGUUUCUUCAGUCAUGGGAACAACAACAGUUCCAGCAGUACUAAUGUGAUUAAGUCUAAUGCUCCAGAUGACAUUGUCAUUACAAAUCCUGUGAAGAUCACGUCUCCCCUUGUUUUCCAAGCUGCCGAUGACUUUGAUUUCAUUAAGGAUCUGCACCAAAACAUCAUCGAAAGCAGAACAGAUAUUGCAGACUUGGUAGAAGAAGAUGAGAAUGGUGAGGAACUGACCUCAAUUUUUUCAAACGGAUCACAAACUAACCUAUCUCCUCAAGCCUCAAACAAUUCAGCGGUUAUCGACGAUGAACUCGAUACGGGAGGAAGCACUUUGAGAAGCAUAUUUUCCAAAAGCUCGCUUGUCAAGUCGCCGAUACUUGGUGAAAUUGUGGGGAACACCUCUCGAAAGUCUUCAUUUGGAGCCAACACUGUACCAAAAAACUCACAUAAAAAUUCUGGGGCACCAGAUAGUGGACUGUACCCUGAUUGCUCCUUUCACAACGUCAAGAUCCGUCAUCGCUUGCAGAUCUGCUUCAGAAUCAGUAAACCCGAGGACAAGAGGCCGGAGAACGGAGACCCAGUGAAAAUGCAUCAUUACGAGGUGAUUGUGGAUACUCCACUGGUGCUGGUAUCGCCAUUUUGUGUUGGAGAAAGCAUAGAGCUACCGUCAUAUGACUCUGUGAUACAAGGACCUCCAAAGUUUUCCAUUGGAGUAGCCAAUGCGGUAGAUUACGAGUCGGGUGAGAUAAUCUUCGACAACGAUCAACCUGAGAGAUUGCCCUCAUUCAACGAGGCUGUUCUUCAACCUGCUUCUCCAAUGAUGUCUACUGGUAUUAUGAUGAACCGUCUACACGACUCCGCAACAAGCAUGUUCUCAGAUGACAGUGUGAAUUCAACCACAUUACUGUCUGCAUCUCCUUUGUCUAUCAACGCAUCUUCACCAAGUGCGUUCCCCUCGAGCUUAAACAGCUACGAUCUGGCUAGACGAGACCGAAACAAUACCGUUGACUUCAACAACAUUGAUGCACUAAUGGCAAAUAGCGAUCAACCAUACAGCAGAUCUGCAAGAGGUUCAUAUGGAACCAGUUUACCCGGGGCAGGCACUAAUUCCAAAGAAUCUGAAUCGGCUGCAACGGUGUCAAGUGCAUUAUUGGGAUUGUCUUUGGAUGAUCAAACCCGCGAAGUUUCUGCCCCUAUGCGCAUUCAGAAAGAACCUGUGACACCCAGACCACCAACUUUGGAGAAACGUCAGUCGGGCCAGUUGACCAACAUGUUCAAGCCUCCACCCGUCUUUGGAUCUGAAUUGACUCCCUCUGUGACCACUCAAUCAGACUCCUCUGUUGGCACCAGAACCCAAGAUGAGCCACCUAGCUAUCAGGUAGCGGUCACAGAUGGCGACGAAAAAAAUAAUCUAAAGAAGAGUUUACUGGACGACCAAGAUGAUGAAAAUAACAUGGAUAGCAUUGAGUACUCAGGAGGAAGUGGAACUCGUGCGCUUUAUCCCACAGAGCAUCGUCUGGGUUCCAAUGAGAGUCUAUAUGGUCCAGGUGAGGGUAUAUUAAUGGAAGAUGAUGUCCAGACUCUUAGCGGCUUGGAGCCUACCAGUUAUGGUUCUGUUCCACUUCGUGCUACCCAGGCGUUCCAUGUUUUGAAUAAUUAG